AUCUCAUUUCUAAACAAAGUCGAUUCUGAAUCGCAAAAAAAUCACCUCAUAUCACGAUUAAAAAGUAAAUAAAUAGCGAGAAAGUGCAACUUGAUCAUUAAUUGACUUUCCGACGUUCUUGUGACAAGUUAGUUUUCGUAAAAAUAUUAAAAAUUUGUGAAAAAAAAUUAAAAUUAAACAAUGACCGAAGUUUUAAAUGGAAACGGAGUUUCUCCACUAAAAGUUAAUGGAAUUUUGAAUGGGCAUCCCGAGCAGAAUGGACAUGAAGAAAAAAAGGAACAUGACGAGAAGCAAUAUUUGGAUUUGAUUCGUCACAUCAUCGCAAAGGGAGUAAGACGCGGCGAUCGUACCGGAGUCGGAACUUUGUCGAUUUUUGGUGCCCAAAUGCGUUUCAAUUUGCGCGAAAGUUUCCCACUUUUGACAACGAAACGAGUUUUCUGGCGUGCCGUUGCUGAGGAGCUCUUGUGGUUCAUUCGUGGCUCGACAAAUGCCAAAGAAUUGCAGGACAAAAAUAUCCACAUUUGGGACGGAAACAGCACGCGCGAAUUUUUGGACGGAAUGGGAUUCACGGAUCGCGAAGAAGGAGAUUUGGGUCCCGUUUACGGAUUCCAAUGGCGACACUUUGGCGCCGAAUACAAAACAUGCCACGACGAUUACACCGGACAAGGCAUCGAUCAGCUGGAAGAAGUUAUCAAUACGAUUAAAACGCGUCCCUGCGAUCGUCGUAUCAUCAUGAGUGCCUGGAAUGCCAUCGAUAUCCCGAAAAUGGCACUGCCCCCAUGUCAUUGUCUCGUGCAGUUCUAUGUCGCUAAUGGCGAGCUUUCGUGCAUGUUGUACCAAAGAUCAGCUGAUAUGGGACUCGGAGUGCCUUUCAAUAUUGCCAGUUAUGCACUUUUGACCUACAUGAUUGCUCAUAUUUGUGGAUUGAAGCCUGGAGACUUCAUUCAUACAACAGGCGACACCCAUGUCUAUUUGAAUCACGUUGAGCCAUUGAAAGAGCAACUCGCACGUGAACCAAGACCAUUCCCAACGCUAAAAAUUAAACGAAAGGUCACCAAUAUCGAUGAUUUUAAAUUCGAGGACUUUGAAAUCGAAAAUUAUCAACCUUAUCCAAAGAUUAACAUGGAAAUGGCUGUUUGAGCAGAAGUUCCUUCAAAGCAUCACAUUGUAUUCCACAUUUAAAUAGUAUUUAAGAACAGGUUUCAUCGCAUUUAGAGCUUAGAUUCAAUACAAAUAAUCGAGUAUUUUGGCCCGAAAAAAGUUUUGACAGAAAAAAUUUAUUAAAAAAAUGUCAAAAUUUUACAAAAUUUUAAUUUUUAAAAUUUUUAGGUUUAAAUUACUUUAAAAAUGGAAAUUUUUAGUAUUUAAAACUUAAAAUUUGGUCAAAACGCUGAAAAAAAUUUAAAUAAAUAUGUUAAAAUAAAUGUUAAUUUGUAUUAUUUUUAGCAUAAAAUUACUUUAA
Molecule: messenger RNA, 1462 nt
Organism: Culicoides brevitarsis
Lineage: Eukaryota; Metazoa; Arthropoda; Insecta; Diptera; Ceratopogonidae
Product: thymidylate synthase
Exons: 2
Coding region: 181-1140 (319 amino acids)
Biological process (GO): dTMP biosynthetic process
Cellular component (GO): mitochondrion; cytosol
Molecular function (GO): thymidylate synthase activity
Source: RefSeq, a predicted model, not a curated record